UCCAGGAGGACUCUGCUCUGACCUCACCUCAUCUUCCUGUGGGGCCUCCUCUGAACCCCAUGAUGCUAGUUCCUGAGACAGAGGAGCCCUGAGAAGCCGUCCUUGUCCGGGGAGCCAACACCACAGCCUCAGACAUGCCGCUCCUGCUGCUGCUGAUGCCCGGCCUGCUGUGGGGGAGCCUGAGGGCCCAGGACCAGAAGGGGAACAGCCCUAGUUACUGGCUCCAAGUGCAGGAGUCAGCGACGGUGCAGGAGGGGCUGUGUGUGCAGGUGCCCUGCACCUUCUUCUACCCCCGGGAUGGCUGGGACGACUCCACCCCAGCUCACGGCUACUGGUUCCGGGAAGGGACUAAUGCACUCAGAGACGCUCCAGUGGCCACAGACAACCCACAGCGCAGAGUGCUGAAGGAGAACCAGGGCCGCUUCCUCCUCCUUGGGGACCCCAAGGACUACAACUGCUCCCUGUUCAUCAGAGAUGCCAGGAAGGAGGACCAGGGGAAAUAUUUUUACAGGGUGGAGAGAGGAGUGUUAAAGUACAAUUAUCUUUCAGAGUCUCUCUCUGUGCAUGUGUCAGCCCUGCACCACACACCCCUCAUCCUCAUCCCGGAGACCCUGAAGUCUGGCAUCCCUGUAAACUUGACCUGCUCUGUGCCCUGGGCCUGUGAGAGGGUGAAGCCCCGCACCUUUGCCUGGAUUGGGGAUGUCACCACCUCCCAGGGCCCCAGCACACCCUUCUCCUCUGUGCUCACCCUCACCCCAAGGCCCCAGGACCAUGGCUCCAGCCUCACCUGUCGAGUGACCUUCCCCAGAGCCAAUGUGAGCACAGAGAAGACAGUCCAGCUCACCGUGACCUGUGAGUGCUGCUCUGGACCUGGGCCCAGAGGGUUCAGAGGGCAAGACCCUCCAUAGAAUGUGACCAUCACUGUCUUCAGGGGAAACAGCACAGGUAGGAGGGCCCUUCCCAGAGGUGGGGACAGCGGUUAGGGCUGUGUCCUGCCUCACCUUGGUGAACUAGACCCCUUUCCAGGUGAACCCAGUUGCCCCUCCUCCCUCAUAGUAUCCAGGGUCAGUGUGGUUCUGAGUGAGGGUUGUGGUGUCCACAGCCUGGCUGACCUGUGCCCAGGUCCUAUGAACACCAACCCCCAGCUCUGUGCAUUCUGGGUCUGCACUCCCCAGGCCUCAAUGCAGAUGGCCUCAUCCUCAGAGCAGGGGGGUGAGCAGGGCUCCCUCUCUACUGAGCCCUCUCCCUGACCUCUCAGUGUCUGUGUUAGC
Erinaceus europaeus (western European hedgehog) is the source of this 1271-nucleotide messenger RNA. Its product is annotated as myeloid cell surface antigen CD33-like. Gene Ontology annotation, cellular component: plasma membrane. Gene Ontology annotation, molecular function: sialic acid binding. NCBI's taxonomy places the organism in Eukaryota, Metazoa, Chordata, Mammalia, Eulipotyphla, Erinaceidae. Gene Ontology annotation, biological process: cell adhesion. The record is from RefSeq and is a predicted model, not a curated record. Bases 135 to 908 code for a protein of 257 amino acids. The transcript is spliced from 3 exons.